CUUCGGCCUCAUGCGCAAGACUCCGCGUAGCGAGGCGAUUUUAAUGUUUUGAAUUUAAAUGACUGCAGUUGUUUAACCCAGCAGUGAAAUGGACAUGACUGGUUAUGACGACUACGAUCUAGUAUUCUAUUUUACUGCACUAAGUGCCUUCAGAUGCGUUUCAAAAUACAUUUUGAGCAGCAUUGAGGGAGAGGUGGAUGGGAGGGAGGUUUAUUUGGAAGCGAGUUGACUGGCUCAAGAUUUAAUUAGGUAGCUCUAAUUGAGAGUGGCAAGCAGCCAUUCUAAAACACACGCUUCAGCCUUAGGGAUGCUGCUCUCAGCCAAGGCGUGCCAGUGGAAGAUCUCGACGCUGCCUCAUAGUAUUCAUUGAGAAAAGCCAUGUUUAGAAAAAUUCAUAUCAAAAGACGUGUAGAAGUGUAACCGAUGCUUCGUGUUGUUUUACAUUUACUUUCGAUGUUUUUUUCCACGUGACCGAACAACGCAGCACAACACCGCGAUGUCGAAACUGGAGCAGGCUCUGCUGGUCAUUGUUGACACGUUCAAUCGGUACUCCGGCAAGGAUGCGGACAAGACGAAUCUCGCCAAGUCCGAGCUGAAGGAGCUCAUCAACAUCGAACUUUCUCACUUCCUGGAGGGGGUGAAGGAUCCCCAGAUGCUGGAAAUGCUCAUGAGGGACCUGGACCUUAAUGGAGAUGCGGAGUGCGACUUCCAAGAGUUCAUGAUAAUGCUCACCAUCAUCGCCACAGCCUGCCACUCAUUAGUCAGCUGAGUGGCCAGUGGCCAAGCCAUAGAGCAUUCACAAGUACAGACUAAAUGUAAUUCAAUCUAAUGAUCAAAAAUGCUUAACUAAUUUCAGAUAACCAAAGAAGAUAAUUUCAGAUCACUAACAUAACAUGAAAUUUUGAUUUAAAGCUUUCGUGACUGCAGUAAUUCAUAUUCCUAGUUUUUUCGGUAAAGUCACGUUGAAAUGUUACCAUGUCUUCGCUUUUCCAUAUCACAAUUAGUUAGAUAGGUUGGGGUGAUGCUGCAACUCUGCCGUAAGAUAAUAGAUCUAAUAUUGCACAAAGAGCAACACGGAUUCCACAAACACAACCAAUUGUAUCGACUACGAGCUUCAUAUAUAUCCUUGCACAAUGCCAGGAUUACAAGGUAUGAAUGCCUUAAUAUCUAUGCAGUGUAAGCAUCAGCACAGCCAAGCAAAGCUAAGCCACAGGCAACACGUCACACCUAAAGCUGGCAGCAGCAUUCACUGGAAACGGUUCAAAGCAAGUGCUGCAGCCAGCACAUAUCGGAGGCAACAGAAAAAUGCUAUUUGUGGAAUGUGCACAUUCCCAAAUGUCACUACAAUACAUGCAGUGUAUUAUUGUGUGUAUUGCAAUGAUGAUAAAUCCAGUAGAAUAGUCCUUUAGAGAACGCAAAUUCCCAAAAUUGCAACGACACAAUAUUUUUUUCACCCAUCCUUUUUAAGGACUCCAGAAUAAAACAUGACUUUCUGUCUGAGUCUGAAAAAGUGGUAUACAUUCCUUCCGCCUUCAUUUAUUAUUGAACGUCUACAACAAAUGCAGCAGCUUCGCUUAGAAACUCUGCACAUGUUGAUCUGAGUUUCAGGGCCGGAAGGCUUUUAAAAUAAAAUACUUCACAACACUCAAUACCACUCGCAUCUCUGUCCAGUCACACCUUAUACACUGCAUACUCUUCCCAAUUAUGGAACACCAACCCUGUGUGUUAAUGGUGGUAGGCAGAUGAGAUUGCGUUGGCAUGUGUCGCUUGUAUAAGACAUGCCAAAGUAGAUUGAACAUUACCUAAUAAUUUGGGAUUAAUAUAACAAUCCAUGACAACACAAUUGUAAAUGAAAAUAAAACAAUUCAAACAAUGA
Petromyzon marinus (sea lamprey) is the source of this 1876-nucleotide messenger RNA. Its product is annotated as protein S100-B-like. Gene Ontology annotation, molecular function: calcium-dependent protein binding; RAGE receptor binding; S100 protein binding. Gene Ontology annotation, cellular component: cytoplasm; nucleus. The record is from RefSeq and is a predicted model, not a curated record. Gene Ontology annotation, biological process: positive regulation of cell population proliferation; positive regulation of canonical NF-kappaB signal transduction. NCBI's taxonomy places the organism in Eukaryota, Metazoa, Chordata, Hyperoartia, Petromyzontiformes, Petromyzontidae.